UGAUUGUCAAAAUAUCAGGUUAAUAAACACACAAUAUGAGGCUUAGUGUUGAUGGAUUGGUAGUAUAUUUCCCCUACGACUAUAUAUACCCAGAACAGUAUGCAUAUAUGUCAGAAUUAAAAAAAGCUUUAGAUGCAAAGGGACAUUGUUUACUUGAAAUGCCCUCUGGCACAGGGAAGACCGUUACUUUGUUAUCUCUCAUUGUUGCAUACAUGAUAGAAAAUCCACAUUCUGUUCGAAAACUGAUAUAUUGCUCUAGAACUGUUCCAGAAAUAGAAAAAGUUAUGGAGGAAUUGAAGAAAUUGGUGGAGUAUUAUGAAAAGAUUGAUGGAGAACAACCUCAAAUAACCGGUUUUAGUAUUAUCAUCAAGAAAGAAUAUGUUAGUACACAAAGAGAGGGUAAGAUUGUUGAUGGAAAAUGCCAUGCACUGACUGCUAGUUAUGUAAGAGACAGGCACAAUGAUGAUGAUACUGUGCCUGUUUGCAGUUUCUAUGAGGAAUUUAAUAUAGAUGGUAAAGAAUCUGUAAUACCUUAUGGGGUUUAUAAUUUAGAUGAUCUAAAGCAGUAUGGAAGAAAAAGGAACUGGUGUCCAUAUUUUCUUGCCCGAUUUGCUAUUACAUAUGCCAAUAUAGUAGUCUACAGUUAUCAUUAUUUGCUGGAUCCAAAAAUAGCAGAUGUGGUCUCCAAAGAACUGACAAAGGAAGCAGUAGUGAUAUUUGAUGAAGCACACAACAUUGAUAAUGUGUGUAUAGAUUCUAUGAGUGUGAAGAUUCAGAAAAAGACCAUAGAAAGAGCCACAGCUAAUAUACAGUUACUAGAAAAAACUAUAGCUGAGAUGAGAGAUGAGGACUCCAGAAAACUUCAAGAAGAAUAUCAAAGGCUAGUGCAAGGUUUAAGAGAUGCAAAUGUUGCCAGAGAAACUGAUGUUAUAUUGUCAAAUCCAGUAUUACCAGAUGAGAUUCUUCAGGAGGCUGUGCCAGGAAAUAUAAGAAAUGCAGAGCAUUUUAUUAGCUUUUUAAAAAGAUUUGUCGAGUACAUUAAGACUCGUUUGAGGGUUCAACAUGUAGUACAAGAAUCACCUGUGGGAUUCCUCAAAGACUUGCAAUCAAAAGAAACCUUUAAAUUCUGUGCUGAACGUUUGGCAUCUUUAUUGAGAACCUUAGAAAUAGCUGAUUUGACAGACUUCAGUCCGAUAAUAUUAAUAACACAUGUAGCCACUUUAGUAUCAACUUAUACCAAAGGAUUUACUGUAAUUGUUGAGCCAUUUGAUGACAAAACCCCCACAGUAUCAAAUCCCAUUUUAUAUGUCAGUUGUUUGGAUUCUUCCAUAGCCAUUAAGCCAGUAUUUGACAGGUUUCAAACUGUAGUUAUAACAUCUGGAACAUUAUCUCCUCUAGAUAUGUACCCUAAAAUUUUGAACUUCCAUCCUGUGAUUAUGUCAUCAUUUACCAUGACUUUAGCUAGGCCUUGUCUGCUUCCAAUGAUUGUUUCUAAAGGAAAUGAUCAAGUAGCGAUUUCAUCUAAGUUUGAAACAAGAGAUGACAAUGCUGUCAUAAGAAAUUAUGGACAGCUUCUUGUAGAGAUUGCAGCAAAUGUUCCUGAUGGUAUUGUGUGUUUCUUUACCUCUUAUCUAUAUUUGGAAUCAGUAGUGGCAAGUUGGUAUGAUCAAGGUGUGAUUGAUAACCUACAGAGGUAUAAAUUAUUAUUUAUCGAAACACAAGACUCAGCUGAGACAAGCUUUGCUUUGAUGUACUACAUUAAGGCUUGCGAAUCUGGUAGAGGAGCUGUUCUCCUAUCUGUAGCUAGGGGCAAAGUCUCAGAAGGAGUCGAUUUUGAUCAUCAUUUGGGCAGAGCAGUGCUAAUGUUUGGAAUCCCAUAUGUGUAUACACAAUCUCGAAUAUUAAAAGCAAGGUUGGAUUAUUUAAGAGAUCAAUUUCAGAUUAAAGAAAACGAUUUCCUGACUUUUGAUGCAAUGAGACAUGCAGCUCAAUGUGUGGGAAGAGCUAUACGAGGAAAAACUGACUAUGGUAUAAUGAUAUUCGCAGAUAAGCGCUUCUCCAGAUCUGACAAGAAAUCCAAGCUUCCAAAAUGGAUCCAGGAACAUCUCAAAGACUCCUAUUGUAACUUAUCAACUGAAGAAGGAGUUCAAAUUGCAAAGAGGUGGUUGAGGCAAAUGGCUCAGCCUUUUACAAGAGAAGAUCAGUUGGGUGUUUCGUUGCUUACUCUGGAGCAAUUACGAGAACUCGAGGCAAAGAAACUUGCAGAACAGGGAGCGCAAGAAGUUGGCAUACUCUAAUAUUAAGUCUAUAUAUUUUGUACAUAUAAUUUUUUACCAAAAA
Diabrotica balteata is the source of this 2340-nucleotide messenger RNA. The record is from the annotation of a GenBank genome assembly. Lineage: Eukaryota; Metazoa; Arthropoda; Insecta; Coleoptera; Chrysomelidae.